Messenger RNA from Striga asiatica, 510 nucleotides. NCBI's taxonomy places the organism in Eukaryota, Viridiplantae, Streptophyta, Magnoliopsida, Lamiales, Orobanchaceae. The record is from the annotation of a GenBank genome assembly.
UUGCAUCAGAGUCCAACAAGAAAAGACCAAAACCACCCCCAAGAGACCAUGGCAAAUCUAGCUCCGACCACCGGCCGGCGGCCGAAAACCACCUCCGGUGGCGGCACCACCACCACCACCAGCAGAUGCAUUAAUUAUGCCAAAAGAACAGAAUGUAGAAGUAGUAGUAGUUCCAGUAGUUGUACUGCAUCAUCAACAUCAGCCAGUACAUGUUGUGGCCUGUCGAGAUUGAUGAGAAGGUUUAUCCAAAGACGACCCACAAAGUUGCAUCCGGCGAGCCGCCAGUCAUCCUUCCAAUGUCGUUAUGACCCACUGAGCUAUUCCUUAAACUUCGACAUAUGUGGGUCGGGAGACUUCCCGGAUGAUGAUUAUUACAAGUAUUACGCCUUCUCAUCGAGGAAAACAGCAGAAAAUGCACAGGUGUUCGAGUAUAUACCUAUGGCUAUACAGAGCGACAAAGGAAAGAAAUUAAUCCCUUCAUCUCGAUUCGUGGGUUAUGAUGAUUCGUGA